Molecule: messenger RNA, 1002 nt
Organism: Eruca vesicaria subsp. sativa (arugula)
Lineage: Eukaryota; Viridiplantae; Streptophyta; Magnoliopsida; Brassicales; Brassicaceae
Source: the annotation of a GenBank genome assembly
CUCAUAUUCGUUAUUUUCUAUUUUUCUCUGACCAGACGUUUCGGAAAUUUCCAGCCAAUCCCGAGAAAAUCCAUACAAGAGCUAUUAUCGUUUCAUCUGCACCCUCCGCUCCUAUUUCUACUUGUGAUCCACCCUUUUUUAAAAAAGUUCUCGUCCUGGGAUCGUCAUGAUUUUGAUAGGCAACGUAACCAGAAUCAAUGAUGAGUGACCUGAGCAAAUGCAGGUCAAUUUUCACUAGAUUCUAUUUUCUCGGGAAUAUCAAGUUUCUCUGAGACAGUUAUCUUCCCUAUAAUCUGAAGAUCCCUGAGACCUUCGCCACUCUUUUCGGGUAUGACUCGUCACGUGAUACUGGCAGAAGAAAGAAACUCUCCUCCGACCACGAUGAUCAAAUACGCGGAGAGGAGGAAGGUGGGAGAGGUGGCGGGAGGAGCCGCAGCCGAGUGUGCGGCGGUGUGGUGUUGCGGCCCUUGCGCGGUGGUGAACCUGGUUGUUCUCGCCGUGUAUAGAGUCCCCGCGGCAGUCUGUAAGAAAGCGUGGAGACGAACCAAACGGCAACGUUUUAUGAGGAAACGACACGGUUUACUUGCGUCCGCGGCGGCCGAGAGCACCGUGCACGCUAGACUAAAGGAAGAAGAUCCAACGGCUGAAAUUGUUUUUGACGAAAAUGUAGUGAAUGGCGAGUUAAACGACGUCGUCAUGCUUGAGGAUGAGAUGUUUGAACGUUUCUAUGGGGCAGGUUUUUGGAGAAGCCCGUCACAAAGGGACACAUCAUCCGGAAGUUUAUGAAUUCUUUGUGAAAAUAUUAAUAAUUAAUUUGAUUUAUAUCUGAUUUUUCUCUAAUCAUCAUGCGAGUAUGUGAAUAGGAGAAACGUAGCAAUAUUAUUGUUCGUUUUUGUUUCGUUCGAUUUAAAUAUAACUACGUCUCAUUUGGGUGUUGGGGUGGCUUUUGCAGACCAAAAGUUCAUCUCUCACUAUCUUUUUUUCUUUCCAAAACCCUAUAUU